Giardia duodenalis is the source of this 1749-nucleotide messenger RNA. RefSeq lists its product as uncharacterized. Bases 1 to 1749 code for a protein of 582 amino acids. The record is from RefSeq and is a predicted model, not a curated record. The transcript has a single exon. Lineage: Eukaryota; Fornicata; Diplomonadida; Hexamitidae.
AUGGCAGACCUAGCAAAGUCAGCUCAACCAUCACUUCAGUCCGCAUCCUUAGAUCUGGUUCGCCAGCGGGCUGAGCACUGCUUUAAUAUCUACCAUACUCAUGCAGAAACGCUAUUCCCACUCUCAGUAAUUUUAUUGUCCUCCAUCACAAAAUCCAGUGCAAUUCAUUCAUCGUCCUUCCUUUGGAACACACAAUCGCAAGGAGCAGUUAGUUCAUCAUAUUACGGACUCGUCCGUAUUCUUAAUGAAGUUGCAAAUUAUUUAGAGCAGAUGGAGGUGUGCAGUCACAUGGACUCACUAGAAGCUCCAUCUCUACAAGAUAGCCCUUCUUCUACAGACCAAUUUCAUGAAGUUUCACUGGCUUUGUGUGCACCGUGCUUUUUAUAUGACAAUUUGCACUCGUUUUACACUUUAGAAUCGCCUCCUUCUGUAUCUGCAGAACCCUUUUAUAAACGAAUCUUCUCAUAUAUUUACCCAUCACUCUCUUCUCCACGUCCCUUCCAGAUACAGAAAAGUGUCAUAACUGCACAUAAGAAGCACUGUCUCGAGCUAAUACUGUCUGAAAUCAUCAAUGCUAACUCACAAUGCAAAGCAUCAUGCCAGGUCCUUGUCAUUUUAGCUACAGUUAGUGCCUCAUCACUCAGUGCAAAGUCUGUUAUUUUCCUUAGCACUCCACAUCUCUCUGAUCAUAACUCUACAUUGUUAAUAAUACCUGGCCCAGUUGCACGAAAAGAAAUCGUGGUCCCCAAUCUUCAAGCUGUCAAGGUUACAGGGCAAAUCCCUCCGGUAAACAUUCAGCAGCACGUAGAGACCCUAUCCUUCACUAACGUCGAAUCCACUUUCAGACUCUUUUCUCGAAACAAACCAGUAGCUUGGCAGGUCAUAAGUCCGUCCCAUACGGGCGUGCUGCUACCUUUUAUGCAGAAGUGCAACGGUCUCCACAGCUGGGCAUCAAUUGCAGAGAACAUUCGUGCAUAUAAUCUUCCGGUGAUAAAGAACGCAUUAAAGACUGCAGCACGUAUACGUACUAGCAAGGUGCGGCGAGUGAAGUUGCAGAAAACAAAGCGGAGCUCCUUCUUUUCAUUCAAGUCUGUGCCAGGCCAAAAGCACUUCUUACUUAGUCGCAGAAAUGUCCCUUCUAAGGCUGUGCAAGCCAAGAAGACUCUUGGCAUAAACCGUGGAAGUCUCUUUUGCUGCCACAUGUCUCCAGGCGAAUAUGAUUCUCAGCUACCCUUUCAAACACGCAUUCCGUUGGCUCUUACUCAGGAUUCCACACCUCAUCUACGAGUGAAAAAGCAGUUUACUCCGCAGCUAGCUCAAUCCACUUCAGAAGCAGGAAUAUAUAGUUUCACAGUGCAGCUGAGGUUACCUGAUGGUUCUGACCCCAUGCUGACUGUGUACAUUGCAAAGGUAUCUCUUCAUUUUUCAGAGGCCCAAGGAGCGGUUUUGCUCCCUAAUUCUUCAGAACUCUUGCCCGUUCCUUGCACCUGUGAGCUCCCAGUCGGCAAGUUUCUGACCAAUAAGAGUGCUCAUACAAAGUAUGGCCUAUACAGUUUACACACACAGCAGAUUGAAUGGCAGCCUUCAGGCAUCAAAAGGUAUAGCGGUAAUACAACAGCAUGCGUGUCGCUAAACGUACAAUAUCAUAGUCAAGCUAUGCCCGGGCUAACUUCAUAUCCUGCUGUCGAUGUGUCCAUCGAUAGCAGAGUAAUUCCAGAUGUCGUGUACAUCACUGACAUCAUUCCUUAG